GAAGAGGAAAAGAACAUAAAUGUAUUAGAAUAUAGAGAAGGGAGAAAAGAAGAAUAAAAACAGGGCAAAGAAGAGGAGAGAAAGGUGGGAACUUAAUGAAAAUAGAAGUGAGGAGAGAGGAGAAACGAAAAAACAUAGUUGAGGAAAGAGGAGGAUAUAGAGAAUAGGAAAAACAAACAGGCUAAUAAAGAAAAGGGGAGUAAAAGGGAAGAGCAGAGGAGGUGAGAGAGAGCAGAGGGCAGACUUUGGGAGGCCAAGUUGAGGCAGAGUCACGGAAGCCACAUGUUCUCACUGGUCAGUGGUCUGGCCCUGCUGGCCGCGUCCCUCCUGCUCCUGAAAAUGCUCAGUUUCUACCUGGCUCGAAACCAGUUCCCUCCUGGCCCGUGCCCCCUCCCCAUCCUUGGAAAUCUGCUGCAGUUGAAUUUCCAGCUUCAUCCUGAGAAGCUCAGUCAGAUGGCCAGGAAACAUGGGAGCAUCUUCACUGUGUGGGUGGGGUCAACGCCAGUAGUUGUACUGAAUGGUUUCCAGGCUGUGAAGGAUGCCUUAAUCACUCAUUCAGAGGACUUUGCUGACCGGCCAAUUACCCCCCUCUUUGAGGACCUGUUUGGAGACAAAGGGAUCAUCUCCUCCAGUGGUCACACCUGGCUACAGCAGAGACGCUUUGGCCUGACCACCCUACGCAGCCUGGGGAUGGGCAAGAAAGCCCUGGAGCAGCAACUGCAGGAGGAGGCACAGAACCUGGUGGAGAUCUUUCGCAGAGAAAAUGGCAAAUCCUUCGACCCCCAUAUUCCCAUUGUCUGGGCAGCAUCCAAUGUGAUCUGUGCUCUAGUGUUUGGCCGUCGCUUCUCCCAUGGGGAUCCCUUCUUCCAAGAAAUGAUGAAAGCAAUUGGCUUUGGGCUGGCCUUUAUCACUACCAUCUGGCGGCGGUUGUAUGAUCUCUUUCCAUGGCUACUGCGCCAACUCCCUGGACCUCACCACAAGAUCUUUCAGUAUCAGAAGAUCGUGAAGAAUCUCAUCUUCCAGGAGAUCCAGAGUCACAAACAAAGGGUGCCCAAAGACACAGAUGACUUUAUCAGCUGCUAUUUGGCUCAGAUUACUAAGAAAAAGGAUGACCCUCUGUCCACAUUCAAUGAAGAGAAUUUGAUCCAAGUAACCAUUGAUCUCCUCCUUGGGGGCACUGAAACUACAGCCACUACCCUGCGCUGGGCACUACUCUAUAUGAUCCAUCAUAGAGAUGUUCAGGAAAAGGUUCAGGAGGAGUUGGACACAGUCCUCAGUCCAUCCCAGGUGAUCAGCUUUGACGAUCGGAAGCACUUGCCUUACACCAACGCCGUCCUCCAUGAAGUACAACGUUUUUGUAGUGUCAUCUCCGUGGGUGCUGUGCGCAAGUGUGUGACGGCCACCACUGUGCAGGGAUUUUCCAUCCACAAGGGCACAAUCAUCUUACCGAACCUGGCCUCGGUAUUGUUUGACCCCAAGCACUGGGAGACCCCCUGGCAGUUCAAUCCUGAGCACUUCUUGGACCCAAAAGGAAACUUUGUGAUCAAUGAGGCUUUCUUGCCCUUCUCUGCAGGUCCCCGGGUGUGCUUGGGGGAGCUGCUGGCCAAGGCCGAGCUCUUCCUGGUGUUCACCAAUCUGCUCCGGGAGUUUCAGCUGCGGUUUCCUGAAGGAGCCUCUGGGAAUGAGCGAGAUUACAUUUUCUGGGGCACGUUGCAGCCCCAGCCCUACAAGAUCUGUGCCCGCCCUCGCCGAGGCUGGUCCGGGGGAUGCGGCAGAGAAGACGGGCUUUAAGCUCCUGCGCUUCCCCCGGUCUCCUCCGUGGUUUCUGUUUCUUCUCGUGGCUCACUAAACUUCUGCAGUUAGGA
Messenger RNA from Sarcophilus harrisii (Tasmanian devil), 1865 nucleotides. Its product is annotated as cytochrome P450 2J2-like. The coding region runs from base 283 to 1791 and encodes 502 amino acids. The transcript is spliced from 9 exons. Gene Ontology annotation, cellular component: cytoplasm; intracellular membrane-bounded organelle. Gene Ontology annotation, molecular function: oxidoreductase activity, acting on paired donors, with incorporation or reduction of molecular oxygen, reduced flavin or flavoprotein as one donor, and incorporation of one atom of oxygen; heme binding; iron ion binding. The record is from RefSeq and is a predicted model, not a curated record. Lineage: Eukaryota; Metazoa; Chordata; Mammalia; Dasyuromorphia; Dasyuridae. Gene Ontology annotation, biological process: arachidonate metabolic process; xenobiotic metabolic process.